UCGAUGUCAUCAGCAAAUCCUUCCCAUGUCAGCAGAAUAAUUUGAAAGUUGAACUAAUUCUCAAAGCUGAAACACAGAUAAACCUGACCCAAGAACCAAAAGUAGGAAUCUCUCUCACUUCUGGUCAUUUUGCCAUAACCCCAUCUCAGGAAAUUCCCAAUUUUGAACCUAGUUUCAAAUCCGAAGACGGGUGAACUGUGUCUCCCAAAUAGAAAAACCCUAGUCCUUGUUUUACUACUACCCUCUUUAAAACCUCGCUUCCUCCGAUAUUCCUCACGGUAGUAUAGUGUCGUUGUUCGUUUCGAAGCCCAGAGGAUUCUCUCAUUUUGUGGUUCGCUCUUUCUUCUGCACUAUGAUUCCAGGUCUUCGAUCGGAGCUUUUUGCGGUUUCUGUACACUUUUGCUCCAUGAGAAAUUUAUUUUUUGAAAGAGAGAAACUCCAUCAUCUAAUCUGGGUCAUGUUAUUGAAGAGUUGUAAUUGACAAUGAUGCCAGCAAGGAAGCCACUAUUAUUCAGGUAAGGUUGACAGUGUUAACAAACGUGGAAUUCUCCUGGAAGUAGUCCAAGUUUUAACAGACAUGAACCUUGUUAUAACCAAAGCAUACAUCUCAUCUGAUGGGGGAUAGUUCAUGGAUGUGUUCAAUGUGGUCGAUGGAGAUGGAAACAAAAUCAGAGAUAAAGGGGUCAUCAAUUAUAUCACAAAAAAACUUGAAAGUGAUGCCAGCUUUAUGCCUUCAAUGAGAAGGACUGUUGGGGUGAUGCCCUUUGAACACCACACCCCAAUUGAAUUAUGUGGUACAGACAGGCCUGGUCUACUGUUCGAAGUGUGUGUAGUUCUUGCAAACCUUCACUAUAAUGUGGUGAAUGCUGAGAUAUGGACACACAAUGCUAGAGCUGCAGUUGUUGUUCAUUUUACAGAUGAUUCCACAGGGUGUGCAAUUGAAGACCCUAAUCGACUCUCAAAAAUAAAGGAACUUCUUUGCAAUGUUCUAAAAGGAAACAAUGACUUGAAGACAACAAAAAUGACACUUUCACCCCCUAGGUUUACAUAUAGAGAGAGAAGGUUACAUCAAAUUAUGUUUGCAGAUCGCGACUAUCAAAGAGUGGAAAGAGCAGAACUUGGGAAAGAUAAGAGCUCAAGGCCCCAUGUAACUGUAUUGGAUUGUAUUGAGAAGGAUUAUACUGUGAUUACUAUGAGGUCAAAAGAUAGGCCAAAGUUGUUGUUUGAUACUGUCUGUACUCUAAUAGAUAUGCAAUAUGUAGUUUUUCAUGGAGUGGUCCACACAGGGAGGAUGGAAGCUUAGCAGGUAAGGUCAAAUUUCACAAAAGUUUAUUAUUGGAAAUGAAGUUUGGGCAAAACAAGUUGAUAACAUGACUCAACAAAUGAAAAUUCUUUGGUUCAACAAAUUUGCAAAUCUUGGUAGAAUUGGGAACAUAACUAUUUUAAACCUUAAGGGAGUCAGAAAGUCAACUUGCUGCAUACAUUUUUGUAGAAUGGCUAUGUUGAAUUGCUACCAUCUUUUGAAUGUGUUUGACUGAAAACAAAUUUUGGUUUAAUAGAGGAAUAUUAUAUCAGGCAUGUUGAUGGACUCCCUAUGAGCUCAGAUGCUGAGCGAGAACGUGUCAUACAGUGUCUUGAAGCAGCAAUUGAAAGGCGAACAUUUGAGGGACUGAAGCUAGAACUCUGCACUGAAGAUCGGUUUGGACUUCUAUCUGAUAUCACCAGGGUAUUCAGGGAGACCAGUUUAUGUAUUAAAAUAGCAUAAAUAUCAACAGAAGGUGGGAAAGCCAAAGACACCUUCUAUGUCACAGAUGUGACUGGUAAUUCGGUCAACCCCCAGAUUGUUGAUUCAAUUCGCCAACAAAUUGGGCACUCCAUCCUACAGGUAAAGAACUCCACUCUUUCACCAAAGGCCCCCCAAGAGACAACAAUGAGUUUCCUCUUUGGGAACAUCUUCAAAUGUCAAACUCUUCAAAAUUUCAAAUUGAUCAGAUCCUACACUUAAUACCUUCCUUCCCAUGCAUACACUUCCAUAAGUAGAAACUGUGCAGACAUAUCAGACGCUUCUUCUGGAAAAAAGAAACAACAUACAAAGAGACUAAAGGACAAUGUAAAUAGUCUUCCCUUCCUCUUGCUGCAGAGGGUUUACUGUUAUGUCCUGAUACUGGAUAGAAGUAACUCAGACACAAAUACUAUACUGUAAAAAUGCUUACUGGUCUUUGUAUAUCCUUGUGUUUUUUAGUAAGUCGUGUACAAUGUGAUAUUACUUGCCUUGUACCAAAAAAAAAAAAAAAACAAACAAAAUUGUACAGAUGCCUCUAAAUUUAGUGAUUGGAUGUUAUCUUUGGCUUCUUGCAAAUUGAAUUCAUCCAAUCAAAACUAAAUUUGAAACCCUGGUUCAUUUAA
Molecule: messenger RNA, 2406 nt
Organism: Vitis riparia (riverbank grape)
Lineage: Eukaryota; Viridiplantae; Streptophyta; Magnoliopsida; Vitales; Vitaceae
Product: ACT domain-containing protein ACR6-like
Exons: 6
Coding region: 629-1303 (224 amino acids)
Source: RefSeq, a predicted model, not a curated record